Molecule: messenger RNA, 963 nt
Organism: Tupaia belangeri chinensis (Chinese tree shrew)
Lineage: Eukaryota; Metazoa; Chordata; Mammalia; Scandentia; Tupaiidae
Product: olfactory receptor 10A2
Exons: 1
Coding region: 10-963 (317 amino acids)
Biological process (GO): G protein-coupled receptor signaling pathway
Cellular component (GO): membrane
Molecular function (GO): olfactory receptor activity; G protein-coupled receptor activity
Source: RefSeq, a predicted model, not a curated record
CUAAUACUUAUGGCUACAGGGAACUGGACAAGAGUAAGCGAGUUUAUCCUCAUGAGCUUCUCUUCUCUACCUACUGAAAUACAGUCACUACUCUUCCUGGCAUUUCUAGUCAUCUACUUGGUCACCCUCAUGGGAAACAGCCUCAUCAUUCUAGUGACUCUGGGUGACCCCAUGCUGCAUAGUCCCAUGUACUUCUUCCUCAGGAACUUAUCCUUCCUAGAGAUUGGCUUCACCCUAGCCAUUGUGCCCAAAAUGCUGGAGACCCUGCUUGCCCAGGAUACAACCAUCUCCUUUCUUGGUUGUGCCACUCAGAUGUAUUUCCUAUUCUUCUUUGGGGUGAAUGAGUGCUUCCUUCUGGCCACCAUGGCAUAUGACCGCUAUGUAGCCAUCUGCAGUCCCUUGCAUUACCCAGUCAUCAUGAACCAAAGGACAUGUGCCAAACUAGUAGCUAUUUCCUGGUCUCCAGGCUUCCCAUUAGGUAUUGUACAGACCACAUGGCUCUUCAGUUUUCCAUUCUGCGGCAACAACAAGGUGAACCACUUCUUCUGUGACAGCCCCCCUGUGCUGAGGCUGGUCUGUGCCGACACAGCAUUGUUUGAGAUCUAUGCCAUCGUCGGAACCAUUCUGAUCGUCAUGAUACCCUGCUUGCUGAUCCUAUGCUCCUACAUGCACAUUGCUGCUGCCAUCCUCAAGAUUCCAUCAGCUAAAGGGAAGAACAAAGCCUUCUCUACUUGUUCUUCCCACCUCCUUGUGGUCUCCCUUUUCUAUGUCUCUUUGAGCCUUACGUAUUUUCGGCCUAAAUCAAAUAACUCUCCUGAGAGCAAGAAGAUGCUAUCAUUGUCCUACACGGUUGUGACUCCCAUGUUGAACCCCAUCAUCUACAGCCUGAGAAAUAAGGAGGUGAAGAAUGCCCUUAGUCGGACCUUCCACAAGGCCCUAGCCCUCAGAAACUGCACCCCAUAG